Messenger RNA from Elephantulus edwardii (Cape elephant shrew), 279 nucleotides. RefSeq names its product neuronal regeneration-related protein-like. The coding region runs from base 1 to 279 and encodes 92 amino acids. Gene Ontology annotation, biological process: regulation of neuron differentiation; axon regeneration; regulation of transforming growth factor beta receptor signaling pathway. Gene Ontology annotation, cellular component: cytoplasm; nucleus. The transcript has 2 exons. The record is from RefSeq and is a predicted model, not a curated record. NCBI's taxonomy places the organism in Eukaryota, Metazoa, Chordata, Mammalia, Macroscelidea, Macroscelididae.
AUGGCUUAUUACCCGGAUCUAUUUGUCUGGGUCAGUCAAGAACCAUUUCCAAAUGAGGAAAUGGAAGGAAGGCUCCCCAAGAGAAGACUUCCUGUCCCAAAGGAAGUAAAUCGCAAGAAGGGCGAAGAGACUGCUGCCGCCUCCCUGAAUCAGCUUGGAGGCGAAGAAGUCCUUCCCCCAAGAAUCACUGUGGGACACUUUGCCCCACCCCGGAGGAGAGCAAGCACGCUUGCUGGCUCGCUGGCGCUGGCUGCCGCCAUUUUCCUUUUCCUGUCUUAA